AUGGGCGGGCACCUUCCUGCUACGAUCUUCGGCAGUUACUCGGAUCCUGGCAUCGACGACAUGGCCGCGGGCGCGGUCCCGGAGGCGCGGCCGGCGGGGGAGCUGUUCCUGCAGAUGCCCAGCGGCGCCCGGAUGCCCGCCAACGGCAUCGGCAUGUGCUGCAGGCCUCUGGCCUACAAUCCGGAGAGCGUGCGCCGGACGGUGCUGUGGUUCUUGCUCCAGGGCGGGCGCCACAUCGACGACGCCGACGCCUACUGGAAUCACCAGGCGGUGGGGGGCGCGAUGCGGGAGGCGGAGGCGCUUGGCGUACCGCGCAGCGAGGUCUUCUUGACCACGAAGCUGCUCCCAAGCUUCUUCGGAUCGGAGUCGGUCAACGCCACAGUGCACCGCUUCUUGGCAGAGCUGGGCGCAGACUACAUCGACUUGGUGCUGAUGCACGCUCCAUCGCACCCGCUGGGUCGCUUCGGGGAGUGCAAGGGCAAGUCAUGGAAGGUUUGCCGCCAGGAGACGUGGCAGGCGCUCUCCGCGCUGCGGGACAGUGGGAAGAUUCGUGACAUCGGCGUCAGCAACUUCAACGUGAGGCAGAUGGACGAGAUCCGCUUGUUAAACUCGGCCCCCAUAGCCGCGAAUCAGAUCAUGUUCCACCCGUGGGCUGAUCAAUGGCAGCGAGAUGCCGUCCAAUAUUGUCACAAGCAUGGUAUCGCGGUGACGGCUUAUAGCUCUUUGGGGGGGUUUUUGGAGAAAGCACGGCCAGAGACAGUAGUGACUCUGAAGGGCAUUGCAGAUGCCAAGGGGAAGACAAUUUCCUUGGUGCUCCUGCGGUGGGCGCUGCAGAAGAACGUGAGCGUGAUUCCGGGCACGAGCAACCCACGCCACAUGCGGGAAAACCUCGGCGUUUACGGGUUCGAGCUCACAGGCGACGAGGUUGCGAGGUUGGACGCUCUUCACAGCGAUCCCAACGCCCUCAAGCUGUUCGGCAUGCCCGAGGACCAGACGUGA
Molecule: messenger RNA, 999 nt
Organism: Prorocentrum cordatum
Lineage: Eukaryota; Dinophyceae; Prorocentrales; Prorocentraceae
Source: the annotation of a GenBank genome assembly